UCGAUAUGCCCCGCCACGUCAAAAUCAAGCCGACCAGCAGUAACGUCCUCGCGGGUCUCUCGUCGUGAAAGAAAUUAUCUGAAGAAAGGAAAACCCCUUCCAUAGAGAUGCUCGAGGACCACGAACUGUUCAAGCAGCUCUGCGAAAAGCGCGGCGUUCUAGUGCCGCCCGAACUCUCGGAAGCGAUCAAAGUUGGCAACGCAACUGGGGAACUCCGUUUGUCCUGCAUGUCGAUAAUGGUUCCUGUCUGCGAGAUCCUGGGUCAAGUAUUGUCUUCAAGUUCCACAAUCAAGAUCGUAGACCUGAGCGACUGCAUGCUGUUAUCAAAAGGUCUAGGAAGCAUCCUGAGCGCCCUCUGCGAAGGCUCCAGUGUGACGACCUUAAACCUAAAAGGGAACAACAUAAACGGCCCAAUAGUUGGUCAGUUAGGCCAGGUCUUCGCCCAGAACAACACCCUGAAGAAGCUGCACCUAGAAUGGAACAGCGUGGGAGCACACGCGGAUUGGUUCCUGAAGUUCUGCGAGGGGCUCGGGAAGAACCAUAACCUAGAAGAGCUGGACCUGAGGUACAACCAGAUAUCCCCGCAUUGUUCUGAAGGUGUUUCCAGGAUCCUGAGGUGCAACAAGUCCUUGAAGAGCCUGGACCUGGCCUGGAACACGUUGGGCCUCCAAGGAGGGGAGCAAAUCCUGAACGCCAUGAGAGAGAAUAAAGCAUUGUUGAAGAUAAACCUGAGGGGAAACUGCAUCCCUGAUGAGAUAGUCCAGGCAAUCGAGGAGUGCGCCUUCGAGAAUCAAAGAAGAAGAGCUAUGACCGAGACGAACCUCUCAAAGGGGGUUGGAGUUGCGAAGAGUCUGAGUUUUGAGAAAGAACGAAGGCCUGACUCGGAAUCGGACGAAUCCAGCCGGCCAAAAGCGAAGGUAUUCAAGAAGAAGAAGAGAAGAAUCCCCAGAGAGAGAAGCAAAGCGCCCAUCCUGGACAUGUCCGUCACCGAAGAUUCCCAAAACGGGAGCUCUGAGUCCCAGGGUUUCGGAGUAAUCCCGAAAAUGCCGGACUUGGAACCAAAAACCGCCUUGCCAGUGGAUACGCUGAUCGACGACCAGGACUUGAAAGUCGCCGAGGUGAGCGGGAAGUUCAAAGAGUUAAAUCAGAUGCUGCAGGAUCGCACUGCUGCGAUUAAUCUGCUGACAAACGAAGUCGCCGUAAAAAUGGCGGAAGUCGACGCGGCGAGAUCUCAAGCAAACCAGCUGAUGACGGAGAAUGUCAGAUUGAAGGAGGAGCGAGAAAAGGUGGAGGCUGAGAAGGCGAAGGAGGUCAACGAGCUGAAGAGGUGCCACGCGGAGGCCGAGGAGAACUGGCAGAAGGUUUGCAAGGACCUGGAGGAGAAUUUCGAGAGGACGAUGCUGAUGAAGAAGGAAGCCGAGGCCAAGUGUCGGAGAUACGAGAGGGACAUUCAUAAAAGCUCAUUGGAGCUGAUCGCCCUGAAGGAGAAGCUGCUCACCACGACGCAGACUUAUGAGGAAGUCGUUUCCAACAAUAAGACCGAGAUACAUAGAUUGCGCAGAGAGCUGAAGGAACGGGAAAACCGGCACAAGAUCGAGCUGAACGUGCUGAAGAGCACGUUGAAGGACAUGACUCAAGCCCUGGAAGAGUGCCAGUCCCAGUUACAAAAAAGCAGAGCCGAGCUGCGAGAAGUUACCGACAACCAAAACAUCCUGAAGACGAGACUCAUGGAAAUGGAGCACAUCACCCUGAGAUGCUCCAGAUCCGAAGAGUCGCUCCAAAAGGUGAAGGAGGAAAGGGACAUUCUAGAAGAGAAGCUGAACGACACCCAGAGAGCGGUUGGGAUGCUGCAGAGACAAGUGACGUCAUUGCAGAGCGAGCUUAUAGAGCCGCAAAGGAGGUACGACUUGCUCAAGGAAGAACUGGAGCAGGAGAAGCAGAAGACCAGCAGACUGAAGCAGGAGCUGCAGGAAGAACGAGCCAGGACGAAGGAACAAAACCUCCAGAUACAGAAAAUGGGACUGCAAAUCACGGCCCUUAAUGCUCAGAUUAAUGAGAUUCAGAACAAUCACGCGGAAGCUUUAAGGGAAAGAGACAAGGAGAGGAAACAGCUGAAGGAGAUGAUCGCCCAUAAGGAGAGGGACCUUAACGAAUUGAAGGCAGAAGAGGUGCAACGUGCGGGGCAGCUUUAUGCAGCUUUCAGCAAAUAUUUGGGAUCCAUAGGACCUAAUCCAGUUUUGUGACAUUAUUCUUCAACAACGAAGCCUAGCUUAAUGCCGCGGACCCUUUGUAAAUACGUUUUCUACUUUUGUAUACCGAUUUAUCGUUGUUGAUAUAUUUAUUUUUUCUAGUAAAUUCAGUAAGAAGCUUUAGAAUGUUGUAUGAAUAGUUUAAGGCACUAGUUUAUACUUUACGGAGUAUUAUUACAUAUCUGGGGAGGGAAUCCCAGAAAUGUGGAAACUCUCCCUGGAUCGCAGCGCCACUCAGGGUGAACUAAAAGAUCACAAGUGUCCUUGUCGGAAGCAAAUAGAUGUUAAGCGAGAGAAAGAGAGAUACAAGAUAUCUGUGGUUCGUGUCCAGGCUUUUACUCACCUACAAUUUUCUGUUAAGGUGAUACGUAUGUAAGUGUGUAUAUUUGGCGCAAAACUCUACCGACUUUCCUGACGAGAAAGUGCCGACAAAAAGGUCUUGUUUAUGAAGCUUUUCCAAAUUAGGUUUACUGAAGUUGCAGCUAAA
This is a messenger RNA of Orussus abietinus, 2736 nucleotides long. Its product is annotated as leucine-rich repeat-containing protein 45. NCBI's taxonomy places the organism in Eukaryota, Metazoa, Arthropoda, Insecta, Hymenoptera, Orussidae. The transcript has 5 exons. Gene Ontology annotation, molecular function: protein binding. Gene Ontology annotation, cellular component: centrosome. The coding region runs from base 108 to 2243 and encodes 711 amino acids. The record is from RefSeq and is a predicted model, not a curated record.